Molecule: messenger RNA, 480 nt
Organism: Candidula unifasciata
Lineage: Eukaryota; Metazoa; Mollusca; Gastropoda; Stylommatophora; Geomitridae
Source: the annotation of a GenBank genome assembly
AUGGUUGUGGAUGUCCUGCCAACCUGGGAGAGGUACACCUACUGGACAAUGGUUGUCUCAGCCUUGAUCUACUCCACAUAUUCUUUGUUUGUGGAGGGAAACCGAUAUCAGAUGUACUUGAGUGAUGAACUGUCACCUGAGAGGAGAUGGUUUGGCAGAUACCAGGACCAAUCGGACCCUGAGUGGCACGUCUGGAAGUGGGGACUCACGACAAACAGUCUUCUGAUGGUCACUGCUCAUAUCAUAGUUUCUCAGAUGUGUUUUUACUUCAAAGUCACUCCAAAGGUCCACACCUGGAGCCUGGUCAUCGUCGACCUGAUCUCGGCUUACGUGUUGAUCGGAGGUCGACCCCUGGCUUACCUGGUCUGCUCGACUCUACUGGUGUAUGCGGCGUGCCGUCUGGGCAAGACCUGGCUUGUAUGGUUUCUGGGGCUAGCCUUGUUGGCGGCUGGAAAAGAAUAUGGUUUGUUGGAUGUUCAG